This is a messenger RNA of Lentinula edodes (shiitake mushroom), 3870 nucleotides long. RefSeq lists its product as uncharacterized. Gene Ontology annotation, biological process: mitochondrial respiratory chain complex III assembly; protein insertion into mitochondrial inner membrane from matrix. Gene Ontology annotation, cellular component: mitochondrial inner membrane. The coding region runs from base 487 to 3870 and encodes 1127 amino acids. The transcript is spliced from 10 exons. Gene Ontology annotation, molecular function: ATP binding; ATP hydrolysis activity. NCBI's taxonomy places the organism in Eukaryota, Fungi, Basidiomycota, Agaricomycetes, Agaricales, Omphalotaceae. The record is from RefSeq and is a predicted model, not a curated record.
CAUGUGGCAAAGCAGUGAGGAAACUUUUUUAAUGAAGAGGCAGCUGAAGGCAGUGAGCACCAAGGCGGCGCGGCGCUUGUACCAAAUGGAGAUGAAAGCCGACAUUAGCGCCCGUAGCCGUAUGUAGAACACGAGGUACAGUCUGAUUCGGGGUGACGCUUGCGGCGUUUCCGAAUUACGGGUUGCUUUAUAACCCCCACCUCAAUUCGCGACAUCCUUUCUGACUUUAAACUGCAAUUUGUGGCUCAGCCCCCCAUUGCCCCACAAUCAUCUACUACAAUUUCCCUACCAUUCCUCUCCUCAUAUUUCAAUACUGCCCCUCCUCCAGACGGCCGCCUGGAUUAUAGCAGUUUCCCUGCGAAUUAUACUGGGCAAACUGACUUGGGGAAUUACUGGGUAAACAACAAAUACUGCGAAACUCCGCCCUAGUCCACAGAACAGGACAGAAUAUACCAUAUUUUCCACAAUCACCCCGAGUUACACAGUAUGGACACUAUUCGUUCGCUAGUACAACCGCUCGUUGGGCCGUCUACUGCUUCCUCUGCAGGAAUGAUAGAUGGUAUGAAGCUUGUUGUUCUUGGAGGAACUGUCGCAACUGCGAGAAAAAUGGGCAGUAGAGCUUGGAAUCACUUUGUGAACUCAUUCUUCUUGACGGCACACUUCUCCGAAGAUGAUUAUCCAUACGAUUGGCUCAUGCUCUGGCUAUCUCGGCGACCUGAAUGGCAACGGUCACGCGAAUUUGAGACCACGACACGCCUGGCAACGCCACUCUCCGGUGGCUCAAAUUCGUCUUCCAGUAGAACAGCCGACAACUCUUUUGGGGACGAGGACUACAGAGAGUGGUGGGCAGAAGAUCCAGCUGAAGAGCAACCACAAGUGUAUAGUUAUGAUGGUGACGACGUGCCUGGUAAAGUCAAGACGCGGGUAGUGUUUCAGCCAACAUUCGACACUACACAUACGAUUUAUUACAGAGGGCACUGGUUAAGAGUGAGGAGAUGGAGGAAAGGUGAUAAUAUGGGCAAUAAUGGAGGCUGGGGAGGCAGUUAUGGAUAUAGCUCUGGCGGAGGAGGAGAGAUGUUGAGUGUUAGUGUUGUUGCUAGAUCCAACACCAUUCUCAAGCAACUCGUAUUGCAAGCUAAGCGUGAAUAUGAAGCAGAAGCUAUCCAUCGCAUUCAAAUUUACUUUGCCGAUUCUCAUGGAGGCUGGAGGUGGACAGAUUCCCGUCACAAGCGCCCCAUGAGCAGUAUUGUCCUAAAUCCUGGUUACAAAGAAAUGCUUUUAAGCGACACUAAGGAUUUUUUGAACAGCGAGAAGUGGUAUGCAGAUCGUGGUAUCCCAUUUCGUAGAGGUUACCUUUUGCAUGGUGUACCUGGCUCAGGGAAGUCUUCUCUUAUACACGCCAUCGCUGGGGAACUCAUGCUUGAUAUAUACGCCUUGUCGCUUUCUGCUGCCUGGAUCAACGAUGCAACACUCACUACCCUCAUGGGUCGCGUUCCCGCGCGUUGUAUUGUUCUCCUUGAAGACCUUGACGCUGCGUUUACCCGAAGUACCGGACGCCGUUCCAAGAAGGAUAAGAAGCGCAAGGACAAGAAGGACAAGAAAGAUAAGAAGUCGAAGGACAAGUCGAAGUCUGACUCCAAUAAUAACGGCUCUGGCACCACCACCGGGAUAAAUUCUGGGUCAUCUUCGAGGAGGCGCAGAACUGGUACUUCCGGGAUCAACGGAGGCGCGAACACUACUGACGCUCUGAGCGAAGUGAACACCCUCAGUUUGAGUGGUUUGCUAAACGCCCUUGAUGGAGUCGCUGCGGCAGAAGGAAGAUUGCUUUUUGCGACGACGAAUCAUCUGGACCAUCUUGACCCUGCCCUUUCGCGUCCUGGACGAAUGGAUGUCUGGAUUGACUUUAAGAAUGCCAGUAAAUGGCAGGCAGAAGCUCUUUUCAGAAACUUCUUUCCAAGUUGCGAGGAGGAUUCGAGCUCUGGGGAUCAGGAAAAGAAGGCUUCCAGAGCAUCAACGCCGACGCCCGUGUCACCCUCGUCGUCAUUGCCUUCCCUUAGGUCUUCGUUCUCAUCUCCAUCUCCAUCUUAUCGCCAGUCCCGUGCUAGCUCGACAAGCCCUGCAGAACCAACCGACGACGGUACCAUCACUCUAGAUCCUGGCUCACUUCCUCCAUCCGCUCCAGAGCUUUCUGCCGAAGAAGAAGCCGAAUUUGCUGCGAUGGGUCUUGUCCUACCUGAUGUUCCCCGCUCUGCUUCAACGCCAGAGGGUGACGUCGAAAACCUCGGCGCAGAAGGAUCGGGACAGAGUUCGAGACCGAGUACAGCAUCAUCUGGCGUUGGAUCUUGGGUUGGAAUGCCUACAGGGCUAUCGUCUUCAAUGGCCAAUUCUCCCAAGGUGACUGAGGUGUCGACUCGACAUACCGCAGCGUCAAAUGGGACUUGGAGUCCAUCUCCCAGUCUUUCCUCGUUGAGCUCCAUUGGAUCUGCUGUCUGGAGUAUGCCAACGUUCAUGAGUUCUACUGCAAGUCUCGUCACAGGUGCGGUCGGAGCAGUAACUGGAUCUUCACCCCGUUCCCCCGCAGCAUCGUCUCCAUCAUUGCCUCGAGCCACUUCCUCCACCUCGCCUCAACGUCAACCUCAGUCUAAGACGCCACGGCAACACACGCAUUCCCCUGCUCCUCUUUCUCCAUCAGUCUUGUCCAAGCUGGCGCAAGAAUUUGCGCAGAAAGUUCCGGACGAAGAAUUCAGUGUGGCUGCGCUGCAAGGGUAUUUGUUGCGGAAUAAGAGUCGACCUGAGGAAGCUGUCAAGGGAGUCGAAGCGUGGGUAGAAGAAGAAAGACGCAAUAAGGAGAAGCAGAAGGGCGGAAAAGGCAAAGGCAAGGGUUCUGAGGAAGAACGGAAGAAGAGAAGAGAGCAGAGAAAGGAGAGAAGGGAGAAGAAGAAGAAAGGUAGCGCGCAAAGUAAUCCAGUAUCUGCUGCUGUUUCUGUUAAUACGAACCAGCCUUCUGAUCCACCGAGUGCUCCUCCCACCGACUCUAUGAUCCUCAUGCCGCUCGCUCAAUCUGAUCCAGUAUCUGCACCUCCUGUGGUCCUUUCGCCGACUAUAAUGGCCCAGCCCCUUCCCGUCAUUCCUAUUCAGAAAGCAGUCCCACCUGAAUCUGAAGCGAGCACGAAGAAGAUUAAGUCAAAGAGCAAGUCGAAGUCACGGAAGAGCAAAUCCGCUAGCAAAUCCGAUGAUAAUGACGGCUCGGAUAGUGAUUCUUCCUCUUCUUCGAGCACCGACAGCGAGUCUAGCUCUAAUUCUGACUCUGACAGUGACUCGAGCAGCGAUUCUAGUAGCGAUGAUGACGAUGAGAACACCGAUCCUCGUCCUCGACAGAGCACGACUUCUAUGGCGAGGUCUCCACCAUCGCCUCCUAUACCGUCAUACGACUGGUCUGUCGAACCCGCAGCUUGGGAAGCCACCCCUGCAAAUGGUCGGAUUGAGAACGCUGAGAGAAGGGAAGAAAUCAUCAAGGACCAGAGUAUGUUGACUCCAUCACAUAACGAAAGUGUGGCUAUGGACGCAAAUUCACAAGAUGGAGACGAAGAAACACGAUGUUCCAAUUGGAAAUCUCCUGGUGAGAUUUCCGACCUCAUAUCUACGGAGGAUAAACCACCUCUCGUAGAUGGUCAUUCAGAGUAUGAGUUACUCUCGCCGAACGCUAUUGAUAGAAGUCAGGUUAGAAACCUUGCCUCAUUUACUUCCUCUGCAUAUGCCUUACAAAUGAUGCUGCAAGCACAUAUAUAUGCUGUCGCGGUCUACUCUUGUCUACUUCAUCUUUAUGCUUCGAUUUUAUUGUGGUUCUCUGGUUCAGAUCGAUUUUCUUGA